AUGGUUGAUCCAACAUUAUUCCCUUACCCUCCUCGAGCGCGUCCGCGGUCCCCAGCAGAAGCACAAAUUCUAUAUGAACGUAUAAGAAAUUGCGCCUUAUGGUUGGAUGCAAUUCCGGGCCUACCGGUUUCAGUUGGAUUUGAUGCUAUUCUGGGGCUAAUUCCAUCAAUUGGAGAUGUUUCGGGGCUGAUCCUUGGAAUGGUACAUACGAGUAAUUAA
This is a messenger RNA of Ambispora gerdemannii, 219 nucleotides long. The record is from the annotation of a GenBank genome assembly. NCBI's taxonomy places the organism in Eukaryota, Fungi, Glomeromycota, Glomeromycetes, Archaeosporales, Ambisporaceae.